This is a messenger RNA of Didymodactylos carnosus, 1845 nucleotides long. The record is from the annotation of a GenBank genome assembly. NCBI's taxonomy places the organism in Eukaryota, Metazoa, Rotifera, Eurotatoria, Philodinida, Philodinidae.
AUGGACGUAAUACGUUGGCCGGGUUUACGUCAAAAUACGAUGAAAUACUCUAGUGCUAAUUAUUAUCUUGGGUGUUAUAUUGAUCACGUCGGAACUCGUGAUCUUGGAACAUUUAUUGGUGACAAACUAAGUUCAGCACAAUGUGUUGCUAAUUGUCGAGAACAAAAUUUUGUUUACGCCGCUAUACAAUUUGGAAACGAAUGUCGCUGUGGUCAGACGUAUGGAAGAUAUGGCAGAGUACUAGAUGACGAAUGUGAUUAUCAAUGUAUAGAUGAAGACAUAGCAGCAAAAUGUGGUGGUGAUAAUCGAAAUAGAUCAGAUAGUCAUUGUUCAAAUAAUGUGAUUGGAUACCGGGGCUGUUUUAAAGAAAGUGUUUUGCAAAUAAUGAUAGGAAUUGUUAAUAAUAUUCAUGCGUGUAUUAGUCUUUGCGCUGGAUUCCAGUAUGGCGGAGUUCUUAAUGGAAGUUUAUGCUAUUGCGGUACGGAAAUUGAAUGGUCAACAAAUUUGAACGAAACCGAUUGUACAAUUCCAUGUUUAACAAAUAAUACAACGUGUUGUGGUGGUAUAUCAUUAUUUAGUGUAUACGAUGUUAAUGUCUAUAAUGCUGUAACUGUCGGUAACUCCGUGAUAUUAACCAAAGAGUCGGUGUCUUCUCUAACAUCAAAUCAAACACUAAAAAGUUUAUUAUCGACUUUUGUUACCAUAACACCAGCAACAAACAACGUUGUAACUUCCUCUACACUUACGCUUACUUCGACAACCAUUACUGAAUCAUUAACGAUAAUGUCGUAUGCAGCUAACGUUGAAAUGACACCAAGCGAUUCGCAAAUGUUCAACAUUAGGCAACCAGAAUUAGAUGUUUCAGCAACAACCACUGUUACGGACACAUCGUUAAACCUGAGUCACCAAUCUUUUACUUCGUCCACAAUUUUACCUUCCACUACUUCAGUCUCUCCAAUUAUUAGUACAGUUUCUACUCAGAUGAUAACACAAUCUUCUCUAAGAACAGUUGGGGAUACUGGCUCUAUUGCGAAUCUUGUUCAAAAUUCAACAAUUAUCAACGAUGUCUUUACCUUCAUGGAAACAUCACAACUUGCUACAGCAGCAACAGCAACUACUACACAGCUAAUUAAUAUUGUAUACAUACGUUUUACAGGACCAACUUUUGAUCCAAAUAAUAGUGCUCAAGUUUCCAAAUUAAAAGAAGGUUUAAGGGCAAUUGCGCAACUUGCAAUGGAUGCGCCGAAUGAUUACGAAGUUUUCUAUUACGUAACAAAUUCUACGAUCAUUAAUGGUUCUGUAUUUUAUGAUGGUAUUAGCAAUCUUUCUCUAACUGAAAUAAAUUCUAAACUACAAAAACAUGCUGCAGAUUUUACAGUGACAUUGGGAGAAAAAGUUCAACGUGCAGAUUUGUCAAAUAUUACUGUAACAACACCGAUUUUAACAGAUCAAAAAUUAUGGUUGAUUGGUGCUAUUAUGGGUCCAAUAUUUUUUGUAAUACUUUUAAUCCUGCUGUUCUUAUAUCUUCAUUUCAAGUGUCGACCAAGAAAUAAUAACAAAACGCAUACUGGAAAAAUACCCUCCGGUGUACCUGAGUCAAGCAGAAAAGCACCACUAUUAAAUGCUGCAGGAAGCACAAAUAACAAUAAUAUUCAAGAACGUCAAUCUGCACCAACAAUUGUCGAUCUGAUACAAUCAAAUCCAUUAGAUCAACAACAACCGAAACACAUGUCGCCAAGACCACAACUCAACGACGAAAACAUCGUCGACAUUCCUCCGCAAUUACCGAAAUCGUCUGAUAUACCUCUUCAUAUUCGAGAGAGUAUAAGAAUCUCCACUCACUGA